CUACCAUUAUGACCCUCAUGAGCCCCCGACUGAAGGACUGGCUCGAAAAGGAGCUCAACUUCUUUCGAAUUCAUCUUCUCGUCUUCACCUUUGUCCCUCUCAUCGUCAGCGGGAUCCUCUAUGGCGUGAACGGCGAGUUCCACAUUCCUUACAUAGACUGUCUUUUCUUGUCUUAUUCUGCUUUUACUGUCACUGGGCUCUCCACUGUCAACCUUAGUACCAUGACUGGCUUUCAGCAGGCUAUCCUCUUCGUGCUUAUGAUCUGUGGCGAUGUGACGGUCGUGUCAUGGAUCAUGGUCCUCGUCCGAAAACACUACUUUCGCGUACAUUGCGAAGCCGUCGCGCGCGAAGCACGUAAACGAUCAAGAUCGCUCAAUCUGAAACGCCGACUUCGUCUUUCCCAUCUUUUCCCUUCCAGUAUCACCAACAGACUCAGCGGAGACAACGACGUUCCACAUCUACACGUUCACCAAGCUACUCACGACGAUGCGUAUCUCCGAGCGGAAGAUGGUAUCGGAGGUGCUCUGGCAGGAGGACUCAUCGGUCUAGGGCUUGCCUUGCCAGCCGAGUCGAGACGGUCGCUCGCAGAGUCAGAACACCACGACGAGCUUACUCGCGUCGCAUCGCCAGAGAGGCUUUCGGCGGACAUUCAUCACGAUGACGAUGGCCACGGCGUGAUGGCUGACGUCCAUUCAUUUACGUCCUCGCCCCGCUCGGGUCUCAUGCAGCUUACCACCUCGCCAGAAGUUCGCUUCGCCGAUCUAGCCAGUCCCACUGCAAAGUCUCAUCGCUCGAUACGUUAUCGCAAUGGGCGUGCUAUCACCCGGAAAACCACGGUCAUCGUGCCACCCCGCAUCGAAGAAAAUCCCGACGAACUCGGUAACAGGCCUAAGGAUCAGAACUUAGGCGGUUUCCCGGGUCCCUUCCAAAUUGCCUCAUCCCUUCUCAAGAGAUAUGCACCGUCACUCUAUGACUACGUCCAUCGGGCGCUCACCGUGUCACCAGGCCGUGCUGUGACGAGUGACGCAAAGUCGAAAAACACUAUGAAGUGGCUUCCUCAGAAUUUAUCGGGUUUGAUGGUGGGACGGAAUGGGGACUUCAAUACGGAGGAACUUACGGACGACCAACUGGAGGAGCUUGGUGGACUGGAGUAUCGGGCGCUGAGAGCGUUGAGCUAUAUCGUCAUGAUUUACUUUGUGGGAACGCAACUGAUCUCGUUCAUUUUGAUUGCUCCUUGGCUUUCAACCACCUCGGAGUAUGACGACGUCUUCGAAGGGCAGCCUCGUCUAGUGCCAAAGGCAUGGUUCGCAGCGUUUCAAGUUGUCGGAGCAUACACGGGUGGAGGCAUGAGUCUUGUCGACGCUGGAAUGGUCCCGUUCCAGCGCGCAUAUCUCAUGGUUUUCGCUAUGAUCUUCGUUAUUCUUUGUGGCAACCACGGUAUGCCGAUAUUCCUGCGAUUGGUUAUCUGGCUCUGCACAAAAUUCGUCGAGGAUGAGUCUACAGCAGAUCAAGCGCUUCACUUCCUGCUAGACCAUCCACGCCGAUGCUUCCUCUACUUGUUCCCGUCGCACGUUACCUGGUUUCUCGCCCUCGCCCUUGUUACUUUCACAGCCAUUGAAUGGUCGCUUUUUGCGAUCUUGAACUCGGGGCUAGACGUCGUAGAGUCUCUAGGUGCCGGAACCGAAGCCGUGGCCGGUUUGUUCCAAUCGUUCGCAGUGAGAGCAUCCGGCUUCUCCAUUGUGUCGAUAGCGAGUCUUGCACCGUCGUUCCAGUUCAUGUGUAUCGUGAUGAUGUAUAUUGCAAUCUAUCCCGUCGCGCUCUCCAUUCGUUCCACCAACGUAUACGAGGAACGCAGUCUCGGUGUCUUCGAAGCCGGCCCCGAGGACGAAGACGAAGAACCUAACCUCCCCGAGGACGGACACAAAUCGAGGAGAGAAAGGAUCGGUAAGUACGUUGGGUGGCACUUGCGAAGGCAGGUGGCGUAUGAUAUAUGGUGGCUUGUUUGCGGAAUAUGGGUGGUCUGUAUUGUGGAACGGACCCGGAUCAUGGAUGAAACGAACUCGCCAUGGUUGAAUGUGUUCACGAUAGUGUUCGAGAUGGUCUCUGCCUUCGGUGGGAUUGGACUCACACUCGGCAUCCCCAACCAAAACUUCGCUCUCUCGGGAGCCUUCUCUCCGGUCUCGAAACUCGUGAUCUGUAUUAUCAUGUUGCGAGGUCGCCACAGAGGCUUGCCAGUCGCCAUCGAUCGCGCCAUUCUUCUCCCGGACGAUCUCAUACCGAACAAAGACACAUCCGGGACCAAUGGCGAUACCGCGCAGCCAGACUCGGACCUCUCGAACAUCAUCGUGGAGCAAGGACCGCUGCCCGACGCGCCAAGCGCAACGGAGCCUAGCAUGUCGGACGAGAAGUUCAGCCGGGACCUCGAGAAGGGCGGCAUGCACUCAUAGGGGGUACGUUCGUGAGCCAUGGAGGCCUUGUGCGGUCAGAGCUUGAAGAGGGAUGUUGUUGUCCGGAGUGGGAUGGUUUUCUUUGUCUGUAAUAUAUUUUCACCUCUGCAUCGACUAGAUUUAUUUAGAAACGCUCACUAUAUGUUACUCUAAUACCAUAAUUA
This is a messenger RNA of Stereum hirsutum FP-91666 SS1, 2611 nucleotides long. Its product is annotated as TrkH-domain-containing protein. Gene Ontology annotation, cellular component: plasma membrane. The record is from RefSeq and is a predicted model, not a curated record. The transcript is spliced from 21 exons. Gene Ontology annotation, biological process: intracellular potassium ion homeostasis; potassium ion import across plasma membrane. The coding region runs from base 9 to 2447 and encodes 812 amino acids. NCBI's taxonomy places the organism in Eukaryota, Fungi, Basidiomycota, Agaricomycetes, Russulales, Stereaceae. Gene Ontology annotation, molecular function: high-affinity potassium ion transmembrane transporter activity.